Messenger RNA from Onthophagus taurus, 1428 nucleotides. RefSeq names its product facilitated trehalose transporter Tret1-like. The record is from RefSeq and is a predicted model, not a curated record. Gene Ontology annotation, biological process: transmembrane transport. Gene Ontology annotation, molecular function: transmembrane transporter activity. Gene Ontology annotation, cellular component: membrane. Lineage: Eukaryota; Metazoa; Arthropoda; Insecta; Coleoptera; Scarabaeidae.
CAUAUCUGUUUUGGAAUCUUUAAUAACGAACAUGUUUUUAUUCAACAGCGAAAUUAAAGGGAAAAUCGUACAAGCAUUUACAACGAUUAUUGUUAAUUUAUUAAUGAUUAGUGAUGGAAUGCAUUAUUCUUGGUCAUCAUCCGUAACUCCACAACUACAAUUAAAUUCGACCGACUUAAAUCAUCCAUUAACCAACAGCGAUGUAACAUUACUAGAAACAAUUUAUUUAAUCGGCGGAUUAACAGCUUUACCUUUCAUGAUGUAUUUUCCGGAUAAAUUCGGCCGAAAAAACACGAUUUUCGGCGCGAUUUUAUCAAGUUUUAUUUCUUGGAGUUUAAUAGCGAUUUAUCCGGACAUAAAAACUUUUUGUGUUUCCCGAUUUUUGGCGGGAAUGAGUGCGGAUACUGGUUAUGUUUCAAUUCCAAUGUAUAUAUCAGAAAUUUCUGAUAAAAAUAUAAGAGGGGCUUUAAAUGGACUAACUUAUAUCCAACUUACGAUUGGUGUUUUAAUAAUAAUGACAAUCGGGCCGUUUAUAUCGGUUAAUAAAUCAGCUUUAAUCGGCGUUUUUAUAAAUUUAUUCGCAUUAAUUUCUUUUAUUUUUAUACGCGAAUCUCCGUAUUUUUAUUUAAAAAGACAACAAAGAAAUAAAGCGGAAGAAUCGUUGAAAAUAUUGAGAUGUAGCGAAAAUGUUAAAAUUGAACUUGAUGAAUUAGAAGAAGCCGUUCGAAGACAAGAAAAAGAAAAGGGGAGAUUUAUGGAUUUAAUAAGUUCAAGAAGUAAUCGAAAAGCUUUAAUUUUGGUUGUAAUCGUUUUUUGUUUAGUUAACAUUUCCGGUGUGCCGAUUAUUUUUAUGAACGUUAAUACAAUUCUGAAAGAAACUUCGGAUCAUUUCUUUCCAUCGGAAUACGGUGCUAUUUUAUUCUCAUCCACUCUUUUAAUCGUUGGAAUUAUUGCGACUCUCUUCGUUGAUAAAAUUGGAAGGAAAAAAUUAUUAAUUUUUUCAGGAAUUUCAACAUCAGCUACUUUAAUUGUUUUAGCCACGUAUUCUUUGUUGCAAUACCUAGAAUCUGAUUGGGCGAAAACACACAAUUGGAUACCGUUUAUUUGUAUUAUAUUGUAUGCAGUUGGAAUGAGGUCGGGACUCGGAAUAGUUCCUUUUAUAUUAAACGGAGAAUUAUUUCCGAUGAGUGUAAAAUCAAAGGGGAUGACCGUCGCUGAUUGUUUUUAUUUAAUUUCCGGGAUAAUUUGCGUAGUUUUCUAUCGGGAAUUAAAGGAAUCUUAUGGAAUGUAUAUCCCUAUAUAUUUUUUAGGUUGUUUUACCUUGAUAAUUACAUUGAUUGUAUCGGUUAAAUUACCUGAAACUAAAGGAAAAACUUUAGAGGAGAUCCAAAUCAUGUUAUUGAAAUAAAAAUUAAAUAAUUAAAACGA